AUGCCGUUCGCGUCUGGGGCGUUUACGGCCUGCGCGCGUGCGGUGCUCAAGCCAAGGAUGGUCAACGGGACUGUGACACUGAAGCUCUACCACGUGGCAUGGCUGGAGCACGUGGUACGCAAACACCGUGGUCAUUUAGACUACCGACAGUACAUGGGUGAGUGUACUCACGUGCGCGUGUAUGUGGUUUGCCGUGCGCAGGUGACAGAUGCGGUCAAUCACUGGGAGGAGCGCCAGGGUCGCUUCGCCAACUCCGCGAGCACCAACGUGCAGAUAGUGGACGGCCUCCACGUCCUCGUCAAGGCUGCUAUUAGGGCCGCCAUCGCGGAUUUCCGACCAGCAUAUGACGAGGCGUCCCAGAGCUGGGAGUGGGGCCGCCAUGGUCUCCGCAUCUCGGAAGACGGCAUCGCCGCCGUCGAAGCAGUGACCGCAGAGGCAAGCGUCAGCUCUCAAACCCAGUUUCUCUUUCCUCGUUGCUUCCUGCUUGUGCCUCCCUUAUGCCUGCAUGUGCCCACGUGCCUGCAUGCGCCCCUCACAUGGCCACAUGUGUCUUCCACGUGUCACCUGUCCGCUCCAGACACGUGUGUGCUGCGCAACUGUGGCUCCAACUCGAGGUGCAUCAAGGACAGUGCGGGCUCGGCCACCUGCAUCGCCCCUCUCAUCCACCGUGUGCGUGUUGCUCUGCGUCUACCCACCCACCAUCUCUGGAUGCCGCCCUGCAUUGCGCCCGCCCUGCAUUGCGCCCGCCCUGCAUUGCGCGCGCGCUGCAGACUCGUGCGCGCUGAUGGAGUGCGAUCCCAACACCACGUGCGUGAAAGACAGCGGGCUCGCCUCGCGUGUGUGCAACUCGGGAUUCGCCAUGACACCCUCCGGCUGAGUUGUGCUGCCCUGCUCACUGCUCCUGCUGCCCUGCUCGCUGUUCCUGUUGCCCUGCUCGCUGUUCCUGCUGCCCUGCUCGCUGUUCCUGUUGCCCUGCUCGCUGUUCCUGUUGCCCUGCUCGCUGUUCCUGCUGCCCUGCUCGCUGUUCCUGCUGCCCCGCUCGCUGUUCCUGCUGCCCUGCUCGAUGUUCCUGCUGCCCUGCUCGCUGUUCCUGCUGCCCUGCUCGCUGUUCCUGCUGCCGUGCUCGCUGUUCCUGUUGCCCUGCUCGCUGUUCCUGCUGCCCUGCUCGCUGUUCCUGCCACCCUGCUCUUUGUUGCAGCUGUGCUGCUUGCUCUACACUCAUCUGCUCUCGCCUCACUGUCCUCUCUCCAUGUUCCCCUCUCCCUCUCUUCCACUCACCUGCUCGCGUCACAUGGCACGUGCAGACACGUGUGUGCUCAAGGACUGUGUGAAAGCCACGUGCAGCAAGGGCGCCGAUGGCGCCGCGUCCUGUGCUUGCUACCAAGACUUCGCCUUACAGCCUGA
This is a messenger RNA of Closterium sp. Yama58-4, 1404 nucleotides long. The record is from the annotation of a GenBank genome assembly. NCBI's taxonomy places the organism in Eukaryota, Viridiplantae, Streptophyta, Zygnematophyceae, Desmidiales, Closteriaceae.